Cygnus atratus (black swan) is the source of this 2610-nucleotide messenger RNA. RefSeq lists its product as uncharacterized. The transcript is spliced from 4 exons. The record is from RefSeq and is a predicted model, not a curated record. NCBI's taxonomy places the organism in Eukaryota, Metazoa, Chordata, Aves, Anseriformes, Anatidae. The coding region runs from base 637 to 1308 and encodes 223 amino acids.
AUUAUCCCUCUCCUUAAAUUCACCUUUUAAAGUAUUCUUUCUGCAGACUCCUGUCUAUGGUUUAGGUACUUGAUUUGCGUGAAACAGAGCCAGACUUUCCUAUUAACUAGCGCCCCGAUUGAAAUUCCCUGUCGUCGGAGAACAAGAACUAUAAAUGGUGCUUGGCAGUUUAAAGUCUCUUGGCUUCUACGGAGGCUAACUUGCCAAAGCGAAUAGGAAGUAGCCUAAAGUUCAGUAAAGGCGCUGAAUAGAAAAGGUCCUCUUCUGGAUGGGAAAAGAGCUUCGCAGAACAUGAGCUCUGUUUCCCGUAGGGCUCCCUACUUACCCACCCGUUCAGCGAUUAUUGCAGGCUUUGACUGGUCCCCUCAGGUCCAGUAUCGCACAAGCGUUGUGCCGCAGAUGGUACCUUAGCUUACUUUCCAUCUCGUGCUGCGUUACUUAUACCCACAGAAGACUUACUUCAGCGUCGAAUAAACCCCGUGAGAAGCGUCCCCGACUCAUGCCGGUGGGACCAUCGCGUUGUGGCUGGUAAAAUCCAGGAACAGGACGAUGCUUGGAAGAACGUAACCUAUGGAGGAGCAGGCAACAGUCUCCUGUUAGGCAACAGGCUCGUGUGCGUGCAUUUGGCUUGUCCCGAUGGCUGGUGUAGAUGAUCGCUCACGUGCCCCAAAGCUCCUUGUGCUGAUGUUGGAUCUGCCCCUCGGCAAAGGACCGCAUCCUGUGUGUUCAACUUUUCUUCCUUACCGUGUCGUAUAUAGGAGAAAAGCUCUUUCGAGAGAGAUGGGGAAGGAAUUAAUUAUACCUCUGCCUCAUCCUGUGAGACCAGAAGACAAUGACUCACUAACUGUUCAAACAGCACCGAGAAAGGAUCUAGGAAUUUCACCGCAUGAGAUGCUGUUCAGAUUCCCCUAUCUGGGCAGAAGGGAUGAGAUACCGCAAUUCGAAACAAGAGAGAGUUUUCUUAAGAACUGUAUUCUGGGGUUGUCCUCUUCUUUGUCAUCUCUCAGUACCCGUGGGUUGUUGGCUCAAACCCCACCUUUGGAAUUCCCCAUUCUCCACCAUCAGCCAGGAAAUUGGGUCCUGAUUCGGACCUGGAAAGAAUCAAAACUCCGGCCUGAAUGGGAAGGACUAUUCCAAGUACUACUAACCACUGAAACAGCCGUAAGAACUGCAGAAGAAGGCUGGACUCACUAUACUCGAGUGAAGGUGUCCGUCGACCCUAGUACCUGGGAAGCUCUUCCUACAGAAGACUUGUUGGAAGUUGAAAUCGAAGAGAAAAAUCUCGUAGCGGACUCUGAGCAGGAUUAAAGCUUACAAUUGUAAACUAACCUUUUAUUUUCACAGGUAACUAAUGAGCGUGACUCGUGAUUGAGAGAAAGGACUGGCCUAUGGCGAAUCGAAGUGCUCCCAAGGGGUUUUUGUUCUAGUAGUAGUGUACAUAUAUCUUACUCUUUGUAUUGGUAAUUAUUUGGAAACCUAAGGGUUAAAAAUAAUGACCGGGAAAAGUCAACUAUUAAUUUUGUUUCUAGUGAUUGUGGGCCUCAGAGAAGGCCUUGGUCAAUUGGCAACUUGGAAAAGGUAUGACCAGAUAAUAGUAAGAUGGGAUACCCCGUCAGAAUAGGGGGUGAAUGUGACAGAGGGUUACGUACCACAGUCUGUCAUGUUUGAUGCUUGUGAGGUGUUAGCUUGUGGAGAUUUAAAUGCCCAGUGACAAUUGAGCAGAGAGAACAAAUAACUGGGAGAGACCCAACAGCCAGAUUGAGAACAGCUGUAUGGAAACGAUCCUCUAUUGCCAUCAGAGAAAGGGAGAAACUCAAGGAGAAAACAGGAGGCCCUCUUUGAAAUGUGGCAGUUCAAACAUUUGAGAUUGAAACAGGGUAUGGGGAUGUGAAUGCCCGGAUAGAAUGGGUCAAAUAUACUGUCCAGAGUCUCAACCAUAGCAAUUGCUAUGCUUGUGCCUCGGGACGACCGACUGCCCAGACAGUGCCCUGCCCAUUGGGGUGGACCAGGGAUUCCCAGGGGAUGCGAUGUAUGAUUGCAUUGUACCAAGAAAAGGCUGCCUGGGCUUGAUGCGUUUCCAAGUUGAAAGAGAUAAGUACAUCUAUUUAAAGUAACAUCUAGUAGGAUCAUUUAAAGUAAACUAAUCUAUAUAGUAGUAGAUGCCUUUAUUGCAUGCAGCUCUUCUUCAGGUGAGUAAUUCUUAUAGUAUAAGUAAUUCUUUUCCCAUGUUUUGGUCAUGAUGUUUGUAGCGUGCCUUUUUAUGUGUGUGUUUGGCCUGGAGCUGUCCUGCCUGGCAAUUAGUGAUGGUAGCUAAAGUGGUGGUUCAUCAGUGCAAUAAUACAUUGUCCUGACUCUUUUGGGAAAGACAUCUGGUCUGUCUCUGGGCGAAUGCACAAGCUCUGGGCGAGUACUCAAGGGCAGCUGGCACAGAGUCUUUUUUUCUUUUUUUCCCAGCAGUAGGUAAACCUUAGGAGGAAUUGGUCAAAGGAAACAGCAACUGUCAAGUUCUUGUUCGGCAACUCGGUGACUGAUUUGAUCUACUUCUCAGAUGUAGAGGCAAAUGGACUGCUCUUUUGAAAUGAUAAAAUAAAAAACAUGAAGUUUGUCAAA